UUAUUUCCAAUCAAUCAUAGAGGUUAUCAAUCAAGCUAUAGUAAGAGCAAAGCAGAGCGCGAUAAUUACUACGCUUAUCCCACAAUGCUCAAUUAUACAAUCCGUGAGCGUGAGUAAUGUUUCGGCUCAAUCGUAUGUACUAUUAUUAUUACCUCCGACGACAGCCGACUGCGUUGCUUGCCACUCGAGCCGAUCGAGCGAGGUCAUUACGGACGAAACAAAAUGGGACCGCACCAUUCUGAUAAUAUACCACUAUGUUAGCCUGAUAGUUAUUUAUGCCUAUGUUGAAAUGGCGUCGCUUACUAACCGUGCGACAGAGAAAGAUAUAUCGACUGCUGCUCUUUCUUACUAGUUAGAAAGAGACGGAUUACUCUGCUGCCGACCACCGCUAGGAAUUUGCCAGCAAACCAACCAAUACUGGCAGUCGGCCAUACUGGCACUGGCAGCCACGGCUGUCUGUGUUUGCCUGUGAGUGAAAGGAUCCGAGUUAAGGUCUGCCUCAGUCAUCGGUAAAAUUACCGUGAAUACCGUUUGUUGUGCGAUCGAAGUUCUCAUGAUAAUUAUUAGACUUGUUAUUUACAUAAUUAAGUUGAUUCAAACAUAACCCGUUUGACAUAGUCGUCAGUUAUAGCCAAUGCGUUCAGUGACUAUCGUGUCGAUUCGAUGCAAUGCGACUUUAUUUGACAGAGCUCCGUUGGUUUAUUUAGCCGGCCAUUUUGUAUUUUCGUGCAAAAGCAAAGUGAGUGAAGUGAAGUGACAGAAGGUCGCGGAAAACAAACGAUUUGCAUUUUGAUUUCCUAGUGUUAGUAAAUGUUGUCUCUAGGUUAUAAUAGUACGCAGUAAAAGCCGGGAAAGCGAUUCUUCAUGUUGGUUAUGUAGUAGUGGUGUGAAAUAGUAAACUCAGUGUUGUAUUUGGAUGUAAACUAACGUGAACUUGCAUGAGCUGUGCCGGGUUGGAUCUAUAAUAAAAUUUGGACAAUCACAAACCAAAAUACAGCGAUAUUACAAUAGAAAAAUCAUUAUUCGAUUCCAGUUUGAUGUUUAAGUAGUAAUGAUUGUAUCGUAGAUGAUGGCAACUAAACAUGCCCCUGUUUUAUCUUCGUCACCCACAAACAAUGAUUCAGAUGACGAGGCUCAAGAUUCAAUAGAAUCAAACCACCAAGAACAAGAGAGCAACGAUGUCGCUAACAUCCUGAAAAGGCUUCAGUCUUCGGGAGCGUUGAUUAAGAAGCCAAAACAAGAGUACCGUUGUUACACGUGCGACGAAGACUUCCGAGAUUGGGAGGAACUAGAGAACCAUUUAAUCCAGCACGUGUCUCUGCCCUCCGUGGUCCUCGACAAACUGCCUUCAGACGAUGAGGAUGGUCCUCCUUCAGAUGAAAACUGGACGGAUGAAGAGGAAGAAUCACCGCCACCGCAGGCCCCCCAGAAAGUCACACCCACUAAAUUAGAUAUUUCAGCACUACUUAAAAAGACUGGCAUCUCGCUCAAAAAGCCUGCAGAUAGCGAUAACUCAGGUUCUGCUCUCAGUAAACUAAGUGGUUUAGGGUUCACGAUAAAGAAAGGUAACACACCAAUUAAACAAGAACCAGAUGGAGAAAAUACUAAUGAUGUCAUGCAAAAACUUGGCAAGCUUGGUGGUAUUAAACUCAAACUAAAAUCAGAUGGUAACUCUAACUCCUUCAAAGUUAUCAAUGGGCUCAAGGAUUUCCAUGCGUCAGAUGAUGACGAAGGCAGUGGUGAUGAAGCAAUCAGAGACGAUCCCGACGCUGACUUUGACGAAGACCCAGACAAGUCAGCAGAACAUGAUGGAUCCGGCGAAAAUGAUUCCGAAGGUGAGAAUGAAACGAAUACUUCGAAUAAUCGUAAAACAUCAGAAAGCGAUGAUUCAGAAAAAUCAUCGAAAUUUAAACCUAGCUCGCUCAAGAAUUUACAAGGUAUGUCUAUAGUGCAGAAGAAGGAACCAACAACUUCAGCUAAAGUCCCUGUUAACGAUCCCCAGCAAAGAAAACCGCCCGGCAGACCUGCUAUAAAACAGACGCCGAAGAGAGGAGCGAAUCAUCCUUUGUCAAUUAAAGAAAAUUCGCAGGGUUCAAACACACCAUCAAGUACGCCUUCAACUCCAGAAAGGCGGCCUUCACGAGACAUUAGUAAUGACAGCGUCUCUGUUAAACAAGAAGUCGAGGCAGUUGAGACUCAGUCUUCUAACGUACCUAUCUUCUCCACGCAUAUUAAAUCUGAAAGGGCUUCUCCAACGCCAAAUGAUUCCACCUCCACUCCUGUGCUGGCCAGAGUCAAAACGGAACCCGAUAUGCCCAUAACAGGUCCUGCAGUACCAUUAGCGAGUAGUACGACUCCACUAGUACCGGUCGUGCCGAAAGUUGAAGACAGCGGUAUGACUGUCAUAGAAAUAAAUGGAGAUUCUAAUGACGAAGAUGAUGAUUGUUGUGUGGUGUCGGCGACGCCGGCGCCCGACAUCAAACCAGUUAUUCCUAAGAUUGAAAAUCCGCCUGUAACAUAUCCUCCACCUCCGUAUACAACUUCGCAAUCAUCCACGUACAGCUCAUCGAGUAUGCUCAACACUCGUUUGACAGCGCCAUCUACAGAGAAACAACACAACUUCAACUGGAAUGCACCGGAUUCUAAACCUCCCUUGGAUAUGUUGGAGAAAAGUGCAGAUGACAUAUUCGAAAGCCUGCUGUCCGGUUCGACGAAAAAGGAAAGCCUUUCUUUAUCUGAAGCUAGUGAAUACAUUUCCUUGGAUACUUUAGGUCCUCAACACUCCUGUGAUGUUUGUAACACAAGGUUUACGGACAUAUCCUUGCUUGAAGACCACAGAAGAAUGACUGGACACACGAAAGCUCUUGCGUUACCAUCGUCUUCAUCAUCAAUGCUUCCAUACAGCUCCAGUUCUAACAUCCUCUCAUCCUUAAUACCUGUAAAACAAUUAGCCGACCAAGUUGGAAAAUUAUCUACGAUUGGUGGAAGUGGACCUGGCUUUACUCAUCAGCAGAAUGUCAUGAUAAAUAUUCAAGCUUACCCUGGUGGAGGCGGUAUGAUGAUGCCAUCUCAGCCGUAUAAUUCAUAUGCACCUGGCCAAAACCCCAACCCAGAUUACGGGCAACCAGGCCAACCUAAUAAUAUGUAUGGGAAUCAGGGAAUGCCAAACCAAUAUCCUGGACAAAAUUAUAUGGGCCAACAGGGCUACGGACAGUUCCAACAGCCUAUGUCAAAACCAGGGUAUCCAAUGCAGCAAGGUCAGUAUCCACAAUCUUCCACCGCAUACUCCACGCCUUCACCACUCCAAGGUAUGCAGCAAGCUGUUUACGGACAGGCGCCGAUGGGCAGCAUGAAUCCAUCAAUGGGUCCUCCCAUGGGGUCAAUGGGUCCUCCCAUGGGAACAAUGGGACCUCCUGGUGCUCCCUUCGUUCCAUCAUCAAGUGCAAAUGGUUCAAUGAAAGUUCCGACCAGCGGCAUUAAAAUUCAGAAUGUUCAGACUUUCCCCGCGGGUCAAACAAUCGCGAUGCCCGGGCCAGAACAGAUGACCCGUCCAGCUCAACCAGUAGCUCCCGGUCAAGUUGUAGGUGGACAAAUGAAUUCACCAAGCCCGAUAAGAAUGGCCCCUAAUGCGAACGUAACGGGAACUAGACCACGCAUGGCCAAUCCUAGAGGACCUCGACCUUCUCUUAGGCCAGGUCUUAUAGUACAAGGACAGGUCCGACAGCAGAAGCCCGGUAUGCGCAUGCCGAUAAAGCGACCAGGCGGCAUGGGUGGUGCCGGACCGGGCCAGAAGCGGCGACCGGACAUGCUGCUACCCGGCAAGCACGACAACGAAGACUGCCAUGUCAUGGCCAUGCAGAAACAGAGAGACGGUCUACCUAUGAUCCACAGCGUGCAAGGCGCGAAAGACAAACUCAAUUUAGGCAGCCAAAUAUCUAUAACUAAGAAAACAGUGAACAAGGAGGCCAAUGCAAUGGCUAACGUACUAGCAUCAAGAGGAAUAUCUGUUAAACAAAAGCAGAAAAGUCGAUCUCCCACACCAGAAAGGCCUAUACCUCAUAUUCCUAACCUGGGUGCCGGUGUGAGUAUCAAACAUACAUCAAAAUCCAGCAAUUUCUCCAUACCCGAAGCGAAGGUCGGCGGCGGCAUGUUACCCUGCAGUGUAUGCAAGAAAAUGUUCAUGAACCACAAUUCUCUACAAGUGCACAUGUCGAAUGCUCAUCCUUUGAGCAAAUCAUCAGCGUUUAAGUGCGACGAGUGUCCAGCUGCAUACCCCAAGUCAUUACAACUUCAACAUCAUAAAAGGGUGUUCCACAACGUCUCAGGUCCCAACCGAGAGCUAGGCUUGCCAGUAGUGGACCUGUCACAGGAAGACAACCUCAAACGGUUGAGUAGUUUAGGCAUAUAUAGUUUUAUACCAUUAGCGAAUAGGGAGCAAGCGGGUGGAUGUUUCGGAAUUCCAGUAAUCUCAGUGCAUAAUGUACAGAAUGGCAUUUCAACGAGUUUGCAAGCGUUGGGUGCUGAUGGCUUGCUAAGUUUAGGGCCGUUGAAGCCCCUGCCUAACUCAUAGACUGUAAAAGACAUGUGUUUGGACUCAGUGAGUGUGUGUAUAUGGAGACUGUGAUUCUAUAAGUUUUGUGUAGACACGGAUUUUUCGUCACAAAUUAUAUUUUUGUAAGAACUUUUUGUUUGUAUAGCCUUGGUUAGAUAGUGAGGAAAUCUGCAAGAAAUGUUAAUUGAACUAUCCAACAAUUGGAAAUUGUUGAUUUUAAAGCUUAUUUCCUUUAAUAAUUAUGUAAAAUAAUUAAGUGUAGCUACAAAGCUUUCCGUUAAUUAUACUUUAGGUAUAUGUGAGAAAAUAGAAAAACAUAAAAUAAUGUUUUUGAAUAAUAUUCAAAUAAAAGAACAGAGAUGGAAAUAUAAAUCUAAAUAAAGUCAUCUCUUAUCACCAGGCGAUUUUUACAAACAUAUUAAGCACAAACUAUCAACUAAUUGAUAAUCUAGUCAAAAACGUUACUUAAAAUUCUAAAACUAUACGAAUAAACUGGUUAUCCUCACUAUUUGAAUAAAGGUCACAUUUACAGAGACAUUUAAUUUAAAUAACAGAUUUGUAUAUCAUUAAAGUACAUAUACUCUAUUAAUGUAAAGUCAGAGCUUUUUCAUAAUGUAAUUAUGUAUUUAUAACGAAUAUAACAGGGUGGUGAUAUUGUAAGAGCAUUAAACGUAUAACCAUAGCGACUAGUCAAUCGAAACUAAUAAAUUAAGUAUUAUUAUCAGAUUAUAAACCUUCAGAUCAAAUGAAAAAGAAGCUAUAAUUACAGUAGAAACAACACUCUGUAUAAUUUUUUUCAAUAUGGUUUAAGUAUACAAUUUUAUACUUAUUUUGUCUUAUAAGCUAACCAGGUAAAUACUAUCCCUUAUUAAUGCGAAAGUAACUCUGUCUGUCUGUUACGCUUUCACGUAACACUGAACUGGUUUUA
Messenger RNA from Trichoplusia ni (cabbage looper), 5480 nucleotides. RefSeq lists its product as uncharacterized. Gene Ontology annotation, biological process: regulation of transcription by RNA polymerase II. Bases 1067 to 4570 code for a protein of 1167 amino acids. Gene Ontology annotation, molecular function: DNA-binding transcription factor activity; RNA polymerase II cis-regulatory region sequence-specific DNA binding. The record is from RefSeq and is a predicted model, not a curated record. The transcript has 3 exons. NCBI's taxonomy places the organism in Eukaryota, Metazoa, Arthropoda, Insecta, Lepidoptera, Noctuidae.